Molecule: messenger RNA, 6150 nt
Organism: Dermacentor albipictus
Lineage: Eukaryota; Metazoa; Arthropoda; Arachnida; Ixodida; Ixodidae
Product: AP-3 complex subunit sigma-2-like
Biological process (GO): protein transport; Golgi to vacuole transport
Cellular component (GO): AP-3 adaptor complex; intracellular membrane-bounded organelle
Source: RefSeq, a predicted model, not a curated record
AUGGCCAGUUCAGUUUCGAUUUUGCUAUGGCUAGCGAGUACGUCACGGUUACAUAGCCUUUCACAAAGUCGUUUUUGGCCAGCACUCGGUAAACAAAAGCAUGUGACGGCGUGAGGCGUUGAUGCGCGUUGGCAGUUCGCUUAUAUUUUAGGUUUCCUCAGUUAUUUCCCAGUAUACUUUGCAAUAAUGAUCAGAGCAAUCUUAAUAUUUAACCAAUAUGGAAAGAUCAGGUUGACAAAAUUCUACGAACAUUUCCAUGAAGAGGAGCAACAGCACAUUAUACGUGAGGUUUUUCAACUUGUUUCCAGGCGAGCAGACGACGUUUGCAACUUCCUUGAAGGUGGAGAUCUCGUUAAAAAUUCUGACUACAAGAUUAUCUACCGUCGCUACGCCACUCUGUUCAUAGUAUUCUGUGCUGACUCCAGCGAGAGUGAGCUGGGCAUCUUGGAUUUGAUUCAGGUCCUGGUAGAGCUGCUCGAUAAGGCCUUUGAAAACGUCUGCGAGCUUGACCUCGUGUUUCAUGUGGACCAGGUGCACUACAUCUUGAACGAGCUUGUGAUGGGAGGUAUGGUGGUCGACACCAACAUGACUGAACUCAUGACUCGUGUCACGGAUCAGGCAACCAUUGAGAAGCAGGAAGGUGGUAUCGCUAAAAACACUGUCAAGGCCAUCACAGCUGUCAAGAACGUCAACCUGUCUCGGCACAUCAAGGACAUGAAGCUUCCAGAUUUUGCAACUCUUAGUCAUGUAAAGCUUUAAGGGUCCCUGGCAUGCGGUGCAUGUGUUUUGCAUGCCAACAUUAUGCCAAUGCAAGUGUUUAUGUUUGCAUGCCGACGUUACGCUAAUUUUUGUACACCUUCCAGCUUUUUUAUUGGUAAAAUUGUGUACUCGUAAGUAAUGUGUCCAGCUUUGGUGGGUGGUGUUAUUGUCGGUACUUAAUACUAUUGGUCAUUGUAUACGUGAUGAAACUUGCUACUUUGCCAUGGGGCAUAAGUGCCGAAAUUUGUGAGAUUUCUUUUGUCUAGUUAAUUGACCAAGUACUCAGGCCUUCUAGCGCCGUUUUUUAGCAAGUAGUUCCCACUGUAUGGAGUGAACGCCAGCAAUUAUAAGCUUUGGCUAGAAACUUUUACUACUACUUCAACAAAACAUGUUGACUUUCGCAGAUACACCGCUUUCACAACUACAACAGGUGUGCCUGGGCUUCUUGCCCUUCUGAUGUAAAAACAAGCUGCUAAUGCUCUGUUACCAUGAAAAAAAUGUGAAAUACUGUUUGCAGCAUUUCCAGGUAGUCAAAAGUGAAAAUGCUUCUCCUAACUCACCUCGUACUUGCCAACGGGCCUUGUCUUGAGACUGUUUCUUGAUUCCAGUGAGUGCAGAACACUGCUUCCUUUCAGAUAAAGUAUAUACUGCAGCCAAUUUUCUUCACAUAUUUUAUUUAAUUACCAUAAGGGUUCAGGUGAGCACUACAUAGAGGAGUUAAAACACACUACAGAAUGAUUCUCACAUGCAAAUGUGUAGACUUUGAAAAGUAUGAGCAUUUCAAGUGGGAGGGGCAUUCUGAAAGUAUGGUUAGUAAUUUAUUUCCACACGGAAACUUUAUUACCACAAAAAAUACACCAUGGCAUCAUGAACUAAACACCCUGCACUCUUUUUCCACAUAGUGAUAACUGACAGUGAGACAUUUGUCGUAGUGUGCAAUCAGUUUGAAGAAACCACUCUGGUAAAACUACGUGCCCUGUGAUUCGAGGAAUUGUUGUACAGCCUGCUCCACCUCAGCAUUGUUUAAGAAAUGAUGUCGCCAGAGCGCGGCUUUCAGUGCAGGGAACAGGUGCUCAUUUAUAACCAAUAACAGCACGCACUUCCAUUGGUGACCACGUUGUCAGUGCACAUCUGUCUGCCAUCGCGAUUUGUACUCAAAUACCCUUGGGCACACCAGUCUGCUGCUACUCUCUCUUCUUUGGUGAUCUGCGCAUGCCUCAAUUUUCCUCCACUGACCCUCGUUCAGUCACCAGCAACAGGCGUGGAUUCUUAUGGCGAUUGCUUGUUUCACCUCGUGUACCGCCUCCUCCUUAAAAAAAGAAAAUAAUGAUGAAACAUAUUUUCGGAACAUCCUUCGUAGUACUGGGUAAAGUAAAAAUAGAAGUGUGACACAAGCACAAAAAUGCCAACACAGAACUUGGAGCAAGAGUGUUGAUAGAGGUAAUCGAAAGGCAGAUGAACGUGCUGGCACUGGGGCAUUGGCUAGAGACUGUAAAUCAAGUUGCGGAGUUUGUGCACUUCUGCAUCCCUGCACAGCGCAGGGCUUGACUUACAGCUGUGAAAGGUUAAUCUGACAGGUUAUACAAUCGACUCUUGUUACAACGGAUCCUUAUAAACUGACAGAAAGUGUCCAUUUUAUCUGAAGUCCAUAAUAUCUGAAGCGUCUCACUUCUGAAACUUUGGUCUCGAUUGCAACGUUAUUGCAAAGAGUGAGUGAGAAACGAUCGCCCGAAAGGCAAAGCCUUGAUUGCGAUAGCAAAUUAGUAAACUGCUCUGCGAAGUAAGUAUAGUAGUUUUAUCGGCCGUAUAAGGCGUAAAAAUAAGCUUACAAACUAAAUUAACAAUCACGGUGUCAUGCGCGCACAGGUAAACACAAAUACAUCUCGCCCAAUGACUGUGAAAAGUCGCUGUCAACACGGAGUGAGGAAGCGUGGCUGCAGCAGUGAGCGAAUUGACCUUUGUCCUGUCUCUCGCUUCAAUGCGAACUAAACGUUGAAAGCACAGAGCAUAUAAAGCUACCAACAAUGGGGGCACUUGGUACACAUUGCAGAUCUCUUUCAAGAUACGGUGCCCAUGAGAGCAAGCCGUAAGCAGCAGCCACCGGAGUAGAAGCCCCCCCCCCCACCAGGCAUGUAAUAUUGAGCCAUGAUCAUCAGCUGAUCCUUGCAAAUCAGUUGUCAGCCCAUGUUGACAGGGCAAAAGUAUGUUUUAUACGCCUGAUUUUGAAAAAGAAAUUGCCGCUAAUUUCAUCUAAUUUAGCCAAUAGUCUAUUGUAGCACACUCCUUUAAGAGUGAACUUCAUUGCAUUAAUAAAAUAAGUAGAACAAACUAAGGCUGAAAUAUUGUCCGUUAUAUCUGAAAGUCUAUUGGGAAUUGGUUGUUUUUAACGAGUGUAGAGUGUAUAUUUAUUCACGCCCUCAGUCCAUGUGGUCGGUACACAUCUUGGCACAGAAUAGCAGGCUGGAGGAGUCAACCUCAGGUUGACCUUUCUGCUAUAUUUUUAAUGAACUUCUCUCUGUCCAAGAGUACCUGGUUACAGAAUCUUGGCCCAGUAAUUGCAACAGAACAUGUUAAUGAGUAUCAACCACAUCAGCUGAGAGCAGCACGCCUCUUUAUAGUCAAGGUAGAGUGUUGAGCAUUGGAAUCAGGAUAAAAGACUAAGUGACAUCAGGGAUGCGUUGAAUGUAAACUUCCACAUGAUGGGGUUAUGUUUUUUCCCUAUGACUCCUCUAAUAGUAGGAUGAUCGAUUACGGUAACCAAUAGUUCUUGAUUACCGUCCAAAGUUUGGAAACUGUGCCUUGGGAGUGCUGGGUAAAAACAGCCUCUUUCCAUUUCCUGGCUUACUCGCCUGCGAAGUUUGCCCCAAGGGUUGCCACAUGGCCAGCUACUACCCUGAGACAUGCUAUAGCCUCCAAGAUUGGCACCCACCAUUUGACUAACUCAUAUCUGUUCACUCUCACGAGGUGUUGCUGCAGCCAUGGCAGAUUUUGGGUAGAAUGUCUCAAUGUGCUUUCUUACCCCUGUACUUUAUUCGAGCAAAGCAGAGGAUCGGUGUACCCACAGGUGAUGUCCCCGGCCAAUUUACGGCUUGGGAGGGCACAGACAAUCUCAGAGACAAUGUUGCACACGAGCUCUCUCCAUUUUCUUCUGUGUUGUGGUAGCAUGUGCAACACACUUUACGAGCGUGCAUAGCAGGCUAUAGAAAAGGACCAUGUGUACUGCCUGUAUCUUAACCUGAUGACACUAACCUAGAAGCUAGAAAUUGAAAAGAAUUUAUUGUGGUACAUCAGUUCAUGUUAGCCAAAGACAGGAACCUGCCAUGGUGGCUUAGUGGCUGUGGUGUUGUGCUGCUAAGCAGGAGGGUGGGGGAACAAAUCCUGGCCGUAGUGGCCUCAUUUUGAUGGGGGCAAAAUGCAAAAAUGCCUUUGUGCCAUGCAUUGGGUGCACAUUAAAGAGCUCCAAGUGGUGAAAAUUCUCUGCUAUUGUGUGCCUCCCCCACUAUGGUGUGCCUCAUGAUCAGAUCAUGGUUUGCGCACGUAGAACCGCAGAAUUUAAUUUAUUGGAGAGAGUUGAGAAUGUACUGGGAUAUCAGUGCCACUGCUAGGGUCAAGGCCAAAGUGAUCUCGGGACAUUGCAAUUUUCAUUUUAACUUUGCUCUGUUUGUACUGAUAGUAUAUUACUUGAUUUCAUAUGUCUUGUUUGUUUUGUUUUUCAUACAUGUCAUAACAAAUUCCAUAGGCAUGAGAUUCUUUCUUGACAAGUUGUUUGUGGAAGACUACAUACUCAUCUUGGAGCUGGUUGGCAUGUUAUUGAAGUGCAAAUUAGCAACACAUUGAAGUAUACAGACACAACAGUGCCUAACGGCCACUCCUGUCAAAAUCAUGUCUUGGCAGCAACAUGUGGGAAGCAUGAACCAAACCUUUUGUUCAGCUAACUACCCCACCUAUUAGGAAAGUUUCUCUUACUGGCAUGCUCAUAUUUUCACUGCUGCUUGAUAUCGCGGUUUUCUUGGAAACUAUUCUUGUAAUGCUCAAACUACGUUCUAGAUGGAUGGGCUAUGAGGAGUGAAUUAAUUAUGAUGACAGUUCAUGCUCAGGAUACGAUUGCCCUAGCCUAGCAGUCUGGCAUAAUGCAGCACCAACAUUCUGAGCAUUCACAAGACCCGAAUGCAAUAUAUCACAUCUUUCUUUCUCACUGCUGUACAUUAAGAAAACUUUAAAGAGCUCCAUGCACUUGUUUACAGUGGGAGGCACGUCCAACCUAACAAGGACACGAGCUCACAGCAAACAUUGGGAUUUUGCAGCAUAUAUUUGUGUACUUGCUGAUGAUGCCAGUAGUUAUUGACAGAUAGUGUAGAUAAUGUCAGAUAUCCACUUGCAUGUUGCUGUUAAGAUAUGAGCUGUGUACUUGCGGUGACUUAAGCUGCAUUACUUCAUAGUAUUUUCACAUGUUGUUCAAGCAUAAUAUUGUCCUCCAUUUGGGCGUUGCCAUAUGCUGGACGUUUUGUUGUUGACAUGUAAAGACCAAGCAAGUUGGCACUCGAACAAAAGAGCAGCAUACUCUUAAACAUUGUGCACACUUUAGAAUGUAAUCUUACCGUAGGCAAACAUUGUCAGUUGUAUGCAGUUCCGCGCUUGAGCACAAACAUGAAUCAUAACGGGAAAAUGCCGUGCUUGCAGUGCUAAAUGAGAGAGGGACUUGCAUGAUUGAGGACAAUCUUUUAGUUGAAUUUCAAUAUAAUGAACAUGGAUAUAACAAAUUGUUGAAUAUAAUGCAGUAAAAAAUCUUUACAGAAAUGCUUAUAACGAAUAUCAGAUAUAACGAAGAUAUUUUUGUCAGAUGCGACUUCGUUAUGAUGAGGUCCAGCUCUAUUGCAGAAUUGUGCCCUAAAUCGUCUGUGGUUAAAAAAUGCAUAUGAGCACAUAAGAAGUUUAUGCUGUUGAUAUAGCUGAUGCUGAAUGAAUGUUUCAUCAGUUUGGUUUUCAUCAUCAGACACUGUCAGCGCACAAGGUCUACAUAUAGAAGUGAUUGGUCAGCAGGCCACACAAUACAAAGUGAAGUGUGAAGAAAGUAUAUUAUUGUGUGCAAUUGUAACACUGCUUGAUUACUUUUAUACUUACCGCCAUGACUUAUCUGGAGUGUUCCAAUGUUCCUAUGCCAAAGAGCAUACUAAGUCACAAAAUACUGUGGUUCCUGUGUUGUCAACAUGUUAGUACUUGCUAAUAAUAUUUUUACUUAUUCAGAAUACUCCUUGCAUACUUUGCUCAAUAACCACGUUAAAGAAAGAGGUUUACUUGUUUUUCUCAAUUGUAUGGAAGAUGUAUUUUUGAAGUGCUGUUUAUUUACACUUCUUGAUAUUCUAAAUAAAGCCAUCCUUUUCUAUUAACAAA